AUUUCUUAUUCCAGUUAAUUAUUAAUCCACAAUGAUAGCACAACAAUUAGCUUGCAAGUUACGUUUACCUCCUUUACCCACGAUAAGAGACCUUGUGAAACUUUAUAAACUCAGAGCUCUGAAACAGAUGUCUCAAAAUUUUCUUAUGGAUGAAAGAUUAACAGAUAAAAUCGUGAGGGCUGCUGGAAAUAUUGAAGGGCAUUAUGUUUGUGAAGUUGGACCUGGUCCCGGAGGUAUUACAAGAUCCAUAAUACGCAAAGGUCCUCAGCACCUUGUAGUUGUUGAGAAAGAUAAGCGUUUUAUGCCUACCUUACAACUUUUAGCCGAGGCAUGUCACAAUUCAAGCCGAAUGGAUAUUGUAAUAGAUGAUAUCUUAAAAUAUCAAUUAGCAGAAGCUUUUCCAGGUGUACCAUCUUGUGAUUGGAUGUCUCAUUCACCACCGAUUAACAUAAUAGGUAAUUUGCCUUUCAGCAUAUCCACAAUUCUUUUAAUCCAAUGGCUGGAAGCUAUAUCUAGACGUGAAAGUAUUUGGCAAAAUGGUAGGGCUACAAUGACUCUGACUUUUCAAAAAGAAGUAGCAGAGAGAAUUGUCGCUCCUAUCAUGUCCAAUCAACGUUGCAGAUUAUCUGUAAUUUGCCAAAUAUACUGUGAUGUCAAACACAAAUUUACUAUACCAGGAUCCGCUUUUGUGCCUAAACCUCAAGUAGAUGUUGGUGUUGUUCAUAUCACACCUUGGAAAACACCGAAAACUGAUGUACCCUUUAAAGUUGUAGAAAAAGUAUUGCGUAACAUAUUUAAUAUGAGACAAAAAUACUUUGUCAGAGGCUUAGAGACAUUGUUUCCAGAAGAAAAGCGAGAGACACUAACACAACAAGUUUUACUACUGGCUGAUAUGGAUCCUACGAUAAGACCAUUUCAAAUUAGUAAUGAGGAAUUUGUUCGCAUAAUCAAUGCUUAUAAUGCCCUUGCUCUUGAUCAUCCAGAUAUUUUGAGUUUCGACCAUAGGGCAUGUAAAAAGCUUAAUUCAGAUGUUCAAGUGUAGUAUAUAGCCAU
Molecule: messenger RNA, 1053 nt
Organism: Ctenocephalides felis (cat flea)
Lineage: Eukaryota; Metazoa; Arthropoda; Insecta; Siphonaptera; Pulicidae
Product: dimethyladenosine transferase 1, mitochondrial-like
Exons: 1
Coding region: 32-1042 (336 amino acids)
Biological process (GO): transcription initiation at mitochondrial promoter; rRNA methylation
Cellular component (GO): mitochondrial matrix
Molecular function (GO): mitochondrial transcription factor activity; rRNA (adenine-N6,N6-)-dimethyltransferase activity
Source: RefSeq, a predicted model, not a curated record